Molecule: messenger RNA, 5055 nt
Organism: Emys orbicularis (European pond turtle)
Lineage: Eukaryota; Metazoa; Chordata; Testudines; Emydidae
Product: multiple epidermal growth factor-like domains protein 6
Molecular function (GO): scavenger receptor activity; calcium ion binding; protein binding
Source: RefSeq, a predicted model, not a curated record
AUGAUUUGGAGGGCCGCGGCUGGGAGGUGCGGGGCUCCAUGGAGCCUGUUGAUCACACGCAGCCGGGGCUGCGGCGGAGCUGAGAGCGGCUGGCUCCCAACACCGCAGCCUGAGAAGCACCCGUUCAGCACCCCGGCGGCUCUGCUCCGGACCCCGAACUGCUCCAGCAGCCAUCGCCUCCCCUCGCCCCUGCCCGAUGCCAGCUCCUGCUGAGCCCGCUCAACUUUUGCAGUUGGCGAUUGGCAGCCCUUGAUCCCCGAGAUGACCCUGAGAGCUUGGCUGCUAUGCAUGUCCUGGACCCUGGCUGCAUCGCUGCAACUUCAGCAGGACAUGCCAAAUGUAUGUCUGCAACAAGAGCUGGCAAUAGUGGGACAGCGGCAGCCGUGUGUUCAGGCUUUUACCCAGGUUGUCAAGAUGUGGAAACAAGGCUGCACAGGACAUAAGUGGUGUAUGGCCUAUGAGAGAAGGACGGGGUAUUACACAGUCUACAAACAAGUGUACAUCAUAGAGCAUCAAACUGUCUAUAAAUGUUGUCCAGGAUGGACCCAAGAAGAUGACGAACCUGGCUGCUUGCACUUGUUGUGCUCUGUAAGCACUUGCUUCAAUGGAGGGAAAUGCUCUGAAGGAGGAUCCCUAAUGUGCCAAUGUCCAGCAGGAUUUCAGGGUCUGCGCUGCCAGUAUGAUGUAAAUGAAUGUACCAUUGAGAAUGGUGGUUGUCAGGACCAGUGCUGCAAUACUAUUGGCAGCUACUACUGCAGAUGUCCAGCUGGCCAGAAACUGGGCGAAGAUGGAAAAUCAUGUGAAGAUAUCGAUGAAUGUGCAGUAGUGAAUGGAGGGUGCCAGCAGAGCUGUGUUAACACUCUGGACUCCUUCUAUUGCAUAUGCGAUAUGGGAUACAGACUCCAUGCUGAUGGACGCACCUGCAUAGCUGUCAGUUCCUGCACUGUUAACAAUGGGGGCUGUGAACAGGAGUGCAUUCAGAUCAGUGAUCACCACUACAAGUGCCACUGCCAUCCACGCUACCAGCUGAAGAGAGAUGGCAAACACUGCGAAAUGAUGGACCCCUGCACAAGUGGGAAUGGAGGAUGCUCACACAUCUGUCAAAAUGAGAGAGGAUUUGCAAAGUGUGAGUGCCAUCCUGGGUACUAUCUUUCUGCAGACAGAAAGUCCUGUGGAGACAUUGAUGAGUGUGCAGAAGAGACAGCCAGAUGUGCUCAUCGUUGUUUGAACACCCUAGGGUCCUUCACCUGUGUUUGUAAUCCUGGCUUUGAGCUGGGGGCUGAUGGAAAGCAGUGUUACCGCAUCGAAAUGGAAAUUGUCAAUAGCUGCGAAAGCAACAAUGGUGGUUGUUCUCAUCACUGCGAGCACUCGACUGGUGGACCUCACUGUUCUUGCAACCAGGGAUAUCUCCUUGAUUUGGAUGGGAAAACGUGCAUAGACCUGGAUGAAUGUGAGUCCAGCGAGGCCUGCUGUUCCCAGUUCUGCAUCAACUACAUUGGAGGCUACGAGUGCAGCUGCAAGGCAGGGUUCCGGCUUAACACCAAUGGCUGCGUAUGUGAUGAUGUGGAUGAGUGUCUUGGUGACAAUGCCAGCUGUGACCAAAUCUGUGUUAAUUCUCUGGGGUCAUAUGAGUGCAUGUGUAGAGAAGGCUACAGACUUAAUCUCGAUAGACAUUCCUGCAUCUCACUAGAUGAUGAUGAGCUGGAGGAGGAGGAAGAAGAGAAACUGGAGAUCGCUAGGAUUCCAGGUCUUCGGUUCAGAAGACCUCCUCAGCUGCUUCAUUAUGCUGCUGCACUUGGUGCCUUCUAUGAGGAUGAGGACAAAGAUGUACGAGGGGAACUCACUCUCAUGCGUAAAGUUGUUUGCCUGGAUAACACCUUUGGCAAUGAUUGUAGCCUGAGCUGUGAUGACUGUAUAAAUGGAGGCAAAUGUAACAGUGAAAACAGUGGCUGCAUCUGUUCACCUGGGUGGACUGGACUUAUAUGUAAUGAAACUUGCUUCCCUGGGACUUAUGGGAAAGAUUGUAAUAGCAUUUGUAAGUGUCAGAAUGGAGGCUCAUGCGACCAUGUAACAGGACAAUGUCACUGCCCACCGGGAAUUAAUGGACAGAUUUGUGAGGAUGGCUGUCCAAAAGGAUUCUUUGGGAAAAACUGUAACAAGAAAUGUAACUGUGCCAACAAUGGCUAUUGCCAUAGACUCUAUGGAGCCUGUCUGUGUGACCCAGGGUUAUAUGGUCGCUUCUGCCAUCUAACUUGUCCCAAGUGGGCCUUUGGAGCUGGCUGUUCAGAAGAAUGUCAGUGUGUCAAGGAGAACACUCUGGUAUGCAAUGCCAGAAAUGGUACUUGCACCUGCAAACCAGGUUAUCAAGGGAACAAGUGCCAGAAAGAGUGUACGCCUGGCUUUUAUGGAGCUGGCUGUAAGCUGAAGUGCAACUGUCCUGUUGAUGCUUUAUGUGACCAGGAGACUGGAGACUGCAAGCAUCUGUGCCCACCAGGUUUCCAUGGAGAAAGGUGCCAUUUAUCCUGUAGCCCAGGGAAGUUUGGUGUGAACUGCAGGCAGAGCUGUGGCUGUGUAGGAGCACUAUGCGAUUCAAAGACUGGACACUGCAUGUGCCCUGCUGGCAGAACAGGUGCUGCAUGUGAUCAAGAUUGCCCUGAUGGUCUGUGGGGAGUAGACUGUCAGUUCGUCUGCGAGACCUGUGAAAAUGGAGGGAAGUGUAACAAAGAGACUGGAAUCUGUGACUGCCCUCUGGGAUACACUGGGAAAUCCUGUUACCUACCCUGCCCAAAUGGUUACUACGGGCAAAACUGCCUGUUGCAGUGCAGCUGUAAUAGCAAUGCUCAGUGUCACCAUGUUACCGGAGAGUGCACAUGUCCUCCUGGCUGGAGUGGCCAUGACUGCAAACGUCCUUGUGAUGCUGGCCAUUGGGGAGAGCGCUGUGAAAGCUUGUGUCUCUGCAAUAACAGCGAUGGUAGCUGUGACCCAGUAACUGGGAUUUGUUUCUGUGAAGCAGGAUACUCUGGGAAACGCUGUGAGCAGAGAUGCCCUAAGGGAACCUUUGGCCCAAAUUGUAAGUACAGCUGUCAGUGCCAGAAUGGAGCUGCCUGUGAUCAUGUGAGUGGAGCCUGUACUUGUGCGGCUGGCUGGACAGGAAGUUUUUGUGAAAAAGCUUGUCCAGGUGGAUUUUUUGGACUUGACUGCCACCAGGUGUGUGAAUGCAAGAAUGCAGCUCGCUGUGACCACAUCAUAGGAACAUGCCAGUGCCUCCCUGGAUGGAUGGGAGCCAAGUGUGACCAAUCCUGCCAGGGUGACAGUUAUGGGGAAGGCUGCAGUCAUGCUUGUAAUUGUCACAAUGGAGCGCGCUGUGAUCAUGUAACUGGGAUGUGUAUUUGCGCAGCAGGAUGGAGAGGAGCUACCUGCCAGCAAGCCUGUCCUUCUGGUUUAUAUGGCAUGAACUGUUUACAGCACUGCAUCUGUCGCAAUCAGGCGGUGUGUGAUCAUGUAACUGGACAAUGCAUUUGUCCCAAAGGCUGGACUGGUAUAGCCUGUGAACUUGAGUGUGAGGAUGGGAAGUAUGGAGAGAGCUGUGAGGAGAACUGUAGCUGUGGCAAUGGUGGAAUUUGUGACCGACAUUCAGGGAAAUGCAACUGCCACCCAGGAUGGAUCGGGGACCAGUGCAAUGUUGCCUGUCCCUCUGGAUUCUUUGGAGAGCAGUGUGAGGGACGGUGUGAUUGUGAGCACAGCUCUUCCUGCCACCAUCAGAGUGGAGUGUGUCACUGUGAAAAAGGAUGGCGAGGAAAACGAUGUGACAAACCUUGCUUGCCUGGCUACUAUGGCAAUUACUGCACCAAGCGUUGCAACUGCCCUUUGGGUACCCCUUGUUACCAUGUGAAUGGAGAGUGUGGCUGCCCUCAAGGAUUCACUGGCUAUGGCUGUGAAAAAACUUGUCCACCAGGCACAUAUGGUAAGAACUGUAACCAACUAUGUCAGUGCUCUGCAGAGAAUGAGGAAUGUCACCCAGCGACAGGCAAAUGCACCUGCCUACCAGGUUAUUAUGGAAUCCACUGUGACCUUAAAUGUCCACAAGGUACCUAUGGUCCAUACUGCCAAAAGGCAUGUAAAUGCUUUAAUGGAGGCCACUGUGAUAUUGUGACAGGAACCUGUGAUUGUCCUCCUGGCUUCAUUGGCGCUGACUGUAGUAAAAUUUGUCCUGUAAGCCGCUAUGGGAAGGACUGCAUCCUGCUGUGCUCCUGUGGUAAAGGGCAGUGUGACCCAGAGACUGGCAAGUGCUACUGUCCACCUGGCCAAAUUGGACCCAGUUGUCAGCAAGUGUGUCCCCAGGGAAGCUACGGCCCCAGUUGCCAACUAAUGUGUAUCUGUAAGAAUGGUGGUAUCUGUGACCCUGUGAAUGGAUCUUGUUCCUGUGGACUUGGCUGGACAGGAAGUUAUUGUGAGAAAGAAUGUGCCCCAGGUAAAUAUGGUUCUGACUGCCACUUUAACUGCUCUUGUCAGAACAAUGGAUCUUGUGACAGGUUUACUGGUUGCUGCCAAUGUCCAGAAGGUUACUACGGUCACUCUUGUGAGCACACCUGCCCUGCUGGAUUUUAUGGUCUAAACUGCAUUCACUCUUGUGAUUGUAAAAAUGGAGCUACUUGCAAUCCGGUGACUGGACAGUGCAUUUGUCCUGCAGGUUAUGAAGGUGUCCAGUGUGAAAAAGGCUGUAAUGUCGGAAGAUUUGGAGACAAAUGUCAGCAUCAGUGUGACUGUGAAGGAGUAGCCUCAUGUGAACCUGUAACUGGAAGGUGCCUUUGCCCACCUGGAAGGACUGGAGACAAAUGCAACAUUGAAUGCAGGUCAGACCAGUACGGCCCCAGCUGCUCUCUGAGAUGCCAGUGUGCCAACAGAUCCCAGUGUCAUCCUCACAAUGGGAGCUGCAUGUGUCCUGCCAAGUGGAUGGGGCCAACCUGUGAAGAAGGAGGCCCUCCAAAACUUCCUUCAUAUGAAGAACAAACUCAGGAAAGAGGGAAUGCUUUUUCAAGAUCUCUACGACAAUAA